This is a messenger RNA of Parathielavia appendiculata, 642 nucleotides long. RefSeq lists its product as uncharacterized. The record is from RefSeq and is a predicted model, not a curated record. The transcript has a single exon. The coding region runs from base 1 to 642 and encodes 213 amino acids. Gene Ontology annotation, molecular function: protein binding. Lineage: Eukaryota; Fungi; Ascomycota; Sordariomycetes; Sordariales; Chaetomiaceae.
AUGGCACCCAACCCCUACCUCCUCGCAGCCGACAACCCGCAAGCUCUCAUUUCUCUCCUCCGCGAAGACCCCUCCUUAGCGUCGGCCCAAGACGAACACGGUUACUCCCUCAUUCAUGCCGCCGCCAGCUACAACCACCUGGACCUCCUCCGCGCUCUGGUCCGCGAAUUCAAGGUGCCAGUCGACCUCAAGGACGAAGACGGCGAGACGGCAUUAUUCGUCGUUGAAUCUGUCGACGCCGCCCGCGUGCUGGUCGACGAGCUGGGGUUAGACGGCAAGAUUCAGAACGAGGAGGGCCAGACAGCAAGGGAGAAGAUUGAGGCUGAAGCUGAGUUUCCAGCGGUGGCUGAGUAUCUUCGGAGUAUCGACGCCGGGUCGUCAGCCGCCAAUGGCAAGGCACCGAACGGAAUGGAACUGCCCCCGAUCCCGGGAGGCUUGCAAGUGACAGUGGGCACAAUGGAUGUGGCCGAGACGCAAGGGCAGCAGCCGGAUCCCGAAUUCCGCAGGAGGAUCGAGGAGCUUGCUGCCAGGCAGGAUUUCCAGACACCCGAGGGCCAGGCAGAGUUGCGGCGGUUGGUUGAGGACGCGAUACGCGGGGAGGAGUUCAGCGAAGAGAGGAGCGUACGGCCGAGGCAAUAUUGA